GCCACUGCUGUUCUCUGUAUUGUGACACUAGUCACAGAUGCUCUGGCGACAAUUUUAACCGGAUUGGGUCUACGUACUCAGGACCACAACCUCAAGUACAAGUUCUACAGAAUCGCUGUGUUGGUUAUGAUGGUUGCGCUUUCGGUAAAACAACAGCGUGCAUUGCCUUUUAUCUGUAAUAAACCGGCUUAAAAUUAUCGUGUCUCUUUGUUUUACAAUUAAAAAUUAUUUGCCUAUGGCGUAUGAUAAACUUUUUUGAGUAGAGUAGUUUGAUACACGAUGAUGUUAUACACGUUUGAAUGAAUUAUAGAAAAAGGCGUUCAAUUUUUUUAAAGUUACAACGAGUUUGUGUUGGAAGAGUGGAUAGUUCAUACAAAUCAAAUAAAUAGUUGUUACAACAUUGGUGAACUCAACGUGAAUCGAAUAACUGAUAGAGUUUUCAAGCUGUUCAAUCGACAUAGAAUGACUCGAAUGGCUACCCAAUUACUAUUACAUUGCUCUUGUUAAAUGAGAAAUGAGAUUCGAGUUUUUCAUGCAAUAUGAAAAGGAGUUAUUAAUGACCACCUUUCUGUAUAACAUACGCCCAGCGUGUUGCCCCAUGUACGAUCGAGCCUGUUGGUGACCACUAACACCACGACGAGCGGCGAACUACCGAAGCAGUUCGCCACCGCCAUCAUAAUUUUGUUUCCUUACUCAUUCGUAAAGUUCCACUCUUGUAGAGCAGACAAUAAAACACUUUUUUCUCGCAUACUUUUAAUUCGCCGCGCUUUCUUUCUAAAGAAGAUAUAUCACGGACUUUCCCGCUAACCGUUUCCGAUUUUUCCUGUAAGUCUCAUUUUACCACAGGUUAUGGUGUCCAGUACGUGAAAACCGCGAAAAAUCCGCAAGUGCAGAGAAAUUUUGAGCUUGAACAUUAUUUUCUUUUGUUUGUGAAGACUGUCGAUACCACGCGGUUUGAGUCCAGAACAAAAUGGUUGAUGCCACGAGGGUUUCUUUUCCCAAGCUGAGCCAGCACAAUUGGCCGUCCUGGAAACAACGGAUGGAAUGGCUGCUUGAAAAAGAUGAGUUGUGGGCUAUUGUCAGUGGUGCGAAGCCGGAACCGGUCACGCCGAAGUGGCUGAGUAAGGAUCGGAAGGCUCGAGCAAACAUUGGACUAUCCUUGGAAGAUAGUCAGUUCAAGUUGGUCAAAAGUGCUACUUCUGCGCUCAUUUCAAGAUGGCUUGACAAAGUUUUUUUUUUUAAUUCUUUUAGCACCAAUAUUUAGUGGUUAAUUUGUGGUUUCGAAAUCCAAUUUGUGGUAAUUUGUGAUUGAGUAAUUUCUGAGAAAUUUUCAGAAAACUGAGUAAAGCCAUCUCUGAAAAUGAUUUCGCUUCAAAUGAAUCGGAUAACGAUAAUAUAUACAUCAAUCGAAAGCUCUUAAUUUGUGGUUCACGAAAAUGUAGUUUUUGUAGGCAUACUUCAUAAUGAAAUAAUUAAAAAAACUAUUAUUUAAAUUUUUGAACAUUGUUUACCUCUUGUUGUCAACACCGACCGUACGCGGCGCUGGUAGACCAUCAAGAUGAUUUUUUCUCAGAAAGCUUUCGUGUAGCGAUGAGUAUGGUGAAACAAGAGAUACUCAGAGGGAGAGAUAUGCGGUGAGCCAAACGAACCGUCAAAAUUGGAGCCAAACGAUCAAGAAAGGUAACACCACAUUGAGAGGUAUUGCAAAAAAGAACGUGUUCAUUUCUAUACGUAUUGUACAAAAAAGAACAUGUUCAUUUCUAUACGAUUUUUUUUUCUAUUACCAAUGAAUGAGUGAUUUUAUCCGGAGUUCAACAACCCUUGUGUAUAGGUAACAAAAUAAGUGAAGGUGUAUAAAAUUAAACAUAAGCAUAAAAUAUAUCACCUUAACAGUUUUUGCAAAGCACUUCACUAUUCUUAAGGACUUUCACCGUCACCACCGAUUUUACAAGUCGAAUGUUAGUCAACAUUGCGCUUUGAGAAGAGAUCUGGCACCUCUGACAUAUGAAACCCAGUUGCCGCAUUGGCGAUUUUUUUCACCGCGAAUCUCUUCCUCUUGAGUAUUUCUAGGUGAAACAGUAUGUAAACAGCAGGGAUACUACAUGUGCAGAUUUGCUGCGAAAUGCAAAUGUUGAUCAAUUAGCAGAUAUUUGUAGUUGACAAGCCUCCGUGUGUUUUUCGUAAAUUUCCUCAAAAUAAGUGAAGUUUUACGUAGACAUGCGAGCGUAAUUUUCUCGAUCUUCGGUCGAAUCAUUGCCGGAAAUGUAGUUUUGCCGUUUACCGAUUGUUUGAAAAAAAAAAACCUAAAUUAAUACACCUAGGGGUGUGAUCUGGUCUUUCUCAUACAAAAUCUAUUAUAUGUUAAAAUCUAUUAGCACAAACGUUUUAACUCUUGGAAUAAAUUACAGCCUGAUAAUAAUAAAGAACAAUUUUUUGUUUCGAUAAAUAUAAUAAUAUUCUGGUAACCAACUACGCAACUGUAUUCGACUGUUGGGUAUUUUAGAAACCGGAAUGAUGCCUGAAGAUCGUGAAUGGGCCUUAGAACUGUAGGGAACGGUCGAAACGCAUGGUAAAUGCCCAAAGGUGUGAGUCCUGACUAGAAUUAAAAUUCGAUAUUUUCUCGUCUCAGGAAUAUGCUACUACAACUACCCCCUGAAUAAUAAAACAAAAAAGCUUUCAACGGCAGCGACAACUGUAUGUCGUAUACAGUAAGGUCGCUUUUUAGGCGGUUUUUUUUUUACGCGGGUUGCUUUCCUCCAUUACUCAAAAACGGUACAAGAUAUCGACCUCAUUUCUUUCACGUUUUCCGUUUUAGGCCACGAGUGAUCAUAUAUCAGUUUUUAAAAAAAAUCACAAUUUUUGGUGUAAAUACUCAAAAUUUAAAAUAUUGAAUUUUGGUCUCUAGAUUGGCCACUAUCUUAUUCAAACGAGGUUUUCACGUUUUAGGACGGUUUUCUUUGUUAUAUUUGCAACUCAAAAAAGUCGUUUUUUACGCGGGCCCAUACAAAUUUGGAACGCAUCCCCCGCGUUAAAAACGACCUUAGUGUAUAUGAACGACUGUUGAUGUGUUCUAGAUAACCCACUAGCACUAACAUCGGCAGGUGCCAGUACUAUGCUCAUCCAACGCCGCGUACGAUCGGUGUUGACAACAAGAGGUAAACAAUGUUCAAAAAUUUAAAUAAUAGUUUUUUAAUUAUUUUAAUAUGAACUAUGCCUACAAUAACUACAUUUUCGUGAACCACAAAUUAAGAGCUUUCGAUUGAUGUAUAUAUCAUCGUUGUCCGAUUCAUUUGAAGCGAAAUCAUUUUCAGAGAUGGCUUGACUCAGUUUUCUGAAAAUUUCUCAGAAAUUACUCAACCACAAAUUACCACAAAUUGGAUUUCGAAACCACAAAUUAACCACUAAAUAUUGAUACUAAAAGAAUUUAAAAAAAAUACUUUGUCAAGCCAUCUUGAAAUGAGCUACUUCUGCUAAGGAGAUGUGGAAUGCACUCAAAAAAUGGCAUGAGAGUGCAACGAUGUCCACCGUUGUACAUUACAUAGGCUUGUGUUGUAGUGCCACUAUGAGUGAAAGUGAUAGUAUGGAAGAUCAUUUGAAUUCCAUGGAAGAACUAUUAGAUAAGUUGGCCGCCGCCGGACAGAAUUUGGACGUACCGUUACAAAUUGCGAUGAUUUUCCGCAGUGUCCCACCGUCGUACCGGUCGCUCGUGCAGAAUCUGAAAACUCAGCCGGAUGCAAACUGGACAGUCGUGUCAGUUAAAGCAAGUUUGCUAGACGAGUACAAUCAGCGCAUUGAACGCGGUGAACGGGAAACGCAUGAUCUGAAGGCAUUGAGAUCGGACGCGAGUGGCGAACAGAAAGAAAAGUUGUGUUUCUUUUGUAAACAACCGGGACACUUUAAGAAGGACUGUAAGAAGUGGUUGUCUAUGAAAAGUGAUUCGAACAAACGCCGGGAUGGAACUUCUAAGAACAAAAGUGCGAGAGACAAACAGCCUCACGGUGCUGCAAGUGCGGUUUGCUUUAUGGCGGGCGGUGGUCUAUCGGGGUGGAUUAUCGAUAGCGGCGCGACGUGCCAUAUGACAGGCGACCGGCUGUUUUUUGCGUCACUGGAAAAGUGUGCGGUUUCGAGUGUGACUCUCGCGGACGGCAAGAAGACCAGCGUUCGCGGUACUGGCGAUGGUAUCGUGUUCGGUGUUAACGGACAAGGUGAAACCGUCGAGAUUACACUAAAGAACGUGUUAUACGUGCCGGAACUCGAUGGAGGACUGAUUUCGGUUAGCCAGUUGGUGGCGAAGAAAUUUGUCGUAGAGUUCAACGAAGGUACAUGUGAAGUGAAAAAUCAAGCAGGCGAGACUGUCGUCGUUGGCGAUAAGAUCGGUUCCCUCUACUGUUUGCGAUCGGAACACGGUGUCAGGAAGAUCGAGAGCGGUCACGGUAAUUGUCAGCAUCUGUGGCAUAGAAGGAUUGGUCACCGUAGCCCCGAUGUUUUGCGUAUCAUGGAGAAGUCUGUAAGUGGAUUUAAAUUUAACGAUUGCGGCAUCAGUACUACCUGUGAGUGUUGCCUGAAGGGUAAAUCAGCUGUAAUGCCGUUCCCUGCCAAACCUGAGAGGCGCACAUCACGUCCGUUGGAAAUAAUUCAUACCGAUCUAUGCGGUCCCAUGGAAACCGUUACACCUUCUGGGAACCGCUACAUAAUGACUUUAAUCGAUGAUUUUAGCCGUUAUACGGUGGUCCAUUUGCUUCGGAAGAAAAGCGAGGCUGCCUCCAAGAUAAAGCAAUAUGUUCGUUGGGUAGAAAACAUUUUCGGUAAAAAAGCCUCUCGCGAUUCGCUCUGACGGAGGAGGCGAGUUUCUGAACCGAGAGCUGCAAUCAUUCUACGAAAGCGAAGGCAUAAGGGCACAGUUCACGACACCGUAUUCGCCACAACAAAACGGGGUCGCCGAACGAAAAAAUAGAUCGCUGCAGGAGAUGGCGAUUUGUUUGCUGGCGGAUGCAAACAUGGCAGAGUUAUACUGGGGUGAAGCAGUAAUGACGGCAGCGUACCUGCAGAACCGGCUACCAUCCCGAGUGAUUCCAACAACACCGUUUGAGCUGUGGACAGAACGUAAAGCGGACAUUAGACAUUUUCGUGUUUUCGGCUGUGAAGCCUAUGUGCACAUUCCUAAUGUGAAACGGUUUAAGCUAGACCCAAAAGCAGUUAAGCUACGUUUCGUCGGAUACAGUGAAGACCACAAGGGUUAUCGUUUCCUCGACCAAACCACGAAUCGGAUAACCAUCAGUCGAGACGCUCGUUUCCUCGAGCACGGAUAUAAGUUGAAGCAGCAGCAGCAGGAUGUGAGCCCUGGAAACCCCGGACAGGAGAUUGGGAUCUCGUGUAGUCCAAUGGAACCAGAAGCAGAACAGCGUAGUGAAAGCAGCUUCGAAGGCUGGGACGAUGCGAAUGACGGGUUGAAUCAAGAAGAUUUUAUCGGAUUUGACACCGAUGUCGAAGCGGGAGAAGCCGAAGAUGAAGCAGAACCAGACGACGCAGGCGAAGAGAAUCGUGAAGAUCGCAGAUCGCGUGGUGUACUGCCAAGGCGGUAUAAUGAUUUCACGGUCGGUGUAGCCGAGUGUUCUCCGGAAGAGCCGGUGACUUACCGGGAUGCUAUGAAAACUGCUGAAUGGAAGAACGCGAUGGAUGCGGAAAUGCAAUCACAUUUUGAAAACCAAACGUGGGAGUUAAUUCAGCUUCCGGAAGGAAAGAAGGUAAUAGGAUCGAAGUGGAUAUUUAAACUGAAGCGAAAUGAAAUAUGCGAGGUUGUCAAGCAUAAGGCGCGCUUGGUGGGCCAAGGAUUCAAUCAGCGGUUCGGCGUAGACUAUUUGGACGUUUUUGCUCCAGUUACCCGUUUAGCAACGCUUCGUACAGUUCUAGCAAUCGCUGGGAAAUGGCAGAUGUUUCUGCACCACUUUGACAUCAAGACCGCUUACCUCAAUGGAACGUUGGAGGAGGAGGUAUAUAUGCGUUAUACGCGCCGUUUAUGCCGCCCUUCGUGACGCAUUUGAAGCAACCAAUCUAGGACCAGUCCGUCAGUUCCUGGGAUUGGAAGUUCUGCGCGAUAAGGGGUACUACAGUAUUCGUUUGACUGGCUAUAUCGAGACGCUGCUGACCAAGUUUGAGAUGAGCGAAUGUAACGCAUCGAAAACACCUAUGGAAUCAGGAUAUAUGCACGAAACCGAAGACAGUGAUCAGUUAACGGAUGCAACAAGAUAUCGAAGUCUAGUUGGUGGCCUUUUGUACGUCGCAGUAAAUGCCAGACCGGACUUCGCGGCGUGCGUCUCUAUUCUCGGAAGAUGCGUAAGUCGACCAACAGAAAGAGAUUGGAAAGCUGCUAAACGCGUCGCAAGGUACUUAAAGGGGACCAAACAGUUUCAACUCAAGUUCGGACCAGGAAGUGACUGGAAUCUUGUCGGAUACUCCGACGCCGACUAGGCCGGCGAUCGAGUGAGCAGACGGUCUACUACAGGGUUUAUAUUUUUCUUCGGUUCCGGACCCAUUGCAUGGGUUAGUCGGCGCCAAACCUGCGUGGGCUUGUCCUCAAUGGAGGCCGAGUAUGUCUCGCUAAGUGAGGCGGCCCAAGAGCUGAUCUGGUUGCGCAGACUGUUCGAUGAGCUCGACGAAAACACUAGCAAGGCGACAACCAUAUUUGAGGACAACCAGAGUUGUCUUAGUUUCGUGAAAGCGGAGCGUACCAACAAACGGUCAAAACACAUUGACACCAUGAAGCAUUUUGUGAAGGAUCUCUGCGAUCAAGGACAUUUAAAGCUCGUCUAUUGCCCAUCAGAUAAAAUGAUCGCAGACGCACUAACCAAGCCUUUGGGUACCGUGCGUUUCCGGGAAAUGCUGGCGCGCAUGGGCCUUGGCCAAUAAUGGUCGGUGCUCAUUACGGAGGAGUGUAGGAGUUAUUAAUGACCACCUUUCUGUAUAACAUACGCCCAGCGUGUUGCCCCAUGUACGAUCGAGCCUGUUGGUGACCACUAACACCACGACGAGCGGCGAACUACCGAAGCAGUUCGCCACCGCCAUCAUAAUUUUGUUUCCUUACUCAUUCGUAAAGUUCCACUCUUGUAGAGCAGACAAUAAAACACUUUUUUCUCGCAUACUUUUAA
Wyeomyia smithii (pitcher-plant mosquito) is the source of this 7145-nucleotide messenger RNA. Its product is annotated as copia protein. Gene Ontology annotation, cellular component: cell-cell junction; membrane. The record is from RefSeq and is a predicted model, not a curated record. Bases 3479 to 4834 code for a protein of 451 amino acids. The transcript has 3 exons. NCBI's taxonomy places the organism in Eukaryota, Metazoa, Arthropoda, Insecta, Diptera, Culicidae. Gene Ontology annotation, molecular function: zinc ion binding; nucleic acid binding. Gene Ontology annotation, biological process: cell-cell adhesion; DNA integration.